GUGAGUGAGAGAGAGAGAGAGGAGUGAGAGGAAGGAGUGAGAGUGGAGGCUCGGGCCGCCUGGAGAGACAGUGACCGGGAGCCUGAGGACAGGCCGCGGGUCAGCGACCGGCCACCAUGUCCUUCCGGGAUCUCAGGAACUUUACGGAAAUGAUGAGAGCCCUGGGGUACCAUCGGCUGAUCUCCAUGGAGAAUUUCAGGACUCCCAACUUCCCAUUAGUAGCAGAAAUUCUCGUCUGGCUUGUGAAGAGAUAUGAACCACACACUGAUAUCCCAACAGAUGUGGAUAUGGAACAGGACCGUGUGUUCUUCAUCAAAGCUGUAGCUCAAUUCAUGGCUACCAAAGCCCACAUUAAGCUGAACACUAAGAAGUUGUAUCAGGCGGAUGGAUAUUCAGUGAAAGAGUUGCUGAAAAUCACCACAGUGUUGUACAAUGCAAUGAAGACCAAGGGCAGAGAUGCAAGUGAGGACACUGAGGAGGACACCAACAAAUUUAAAUUUGACCUGGGAUCCAAGAUUGCGGACUUGAAAACUGCUAGACAGUUGGCCUCUGAGAUCACCUCCAAAGGGGCAACAGUAUUUGAUUUACUGGGAAAGGAGGUAGAUUUGAGGGAGAUGAGGACAGCAGCGAUAGCUCGGCCUCUCGAAAUCAAUGAGACGGAGAAGGCACUGAGAGCGGGAAUUAAAGGUAUUAUGGAACAAGUUCAGAAGACAAAGGAGCUCCUGAACAACGUGGCGUCUGAUGAGGCCAAUCUGGAGGCCAAGAUCGAGAAGAAAAAACUGGAGCUGGAGAGAAGCAAGAAGCGGCUGCAGACGCUGCAGAGCGUGAGACCUGCCUUCAUGGACGAGUACGAGAAGAUGGAGGAGGAGCUGCAGCGUCACUACGAGAUCUACGUGGAGAAGUUCCGCAAUCUCUGCUACCUGGAGCAGCAGCUGGACGACCUGCAUCGCAUGGAACAGGAGCGGUUUGAGGAAACCGAAAACACCCUGCGCCUAAUGCAAAAUAAACUAAAGGAGGAAGAAAAGCGUCUGAUGAAGAACCCAGGGAAGGACGAUUACUCUGAUACGGAAAUCCCAGAUGAUGAAGGAUCUGACAGUGACCUGGAGGACAGGCGGCCAUUAAAACCAAGGCUCAGUCGGGAGCCACCUAUCCAGGGGAGAGGAGGCGGCCGAAUAGUUGGGACAAUGCAUGGCGGUGACACUGAAGACGAGGAUGACUCUGAUGAUAGUGAGAUUGAUGUGGAGGAUGAGGAUGAAGAUGAAGUUGCUGAAGAUGAUGACGACAGUGUUGACAUCCAGGCAGAGAAAGCACCACGACGAGUGCACAAGCAGGAGCCGCUGGAGGAAAGUGACAAUGACUUCUAGUCCUAGAGCAGUUUGGAGUUAGCGUUAUGCUAAAUAAAUUGGUCCUUUGUUUCAUGGCUGGUUGUCAGACAUUGCUGUGUGCAAUUGGGCUGCCAUGUUUGCUUACAAAUAUAGUCACUCCAUUUCGCAGUAAAAUCCUGUGAAGUACUUUGAGACAUCCUCCCAUUUGGCACUACACCAAAUGCAAGGAUUAUCAUCACACCAUCAUCUUGUGCAGGGAGUCAUGUUUAGGAAGUAAACCAAUACCAUUUUCUGUGCUUACCAUUCCAUCCUGUUUGUAUCCUGCAUGUGUGUUAUACAGUCAAUGUUUUCACAACUGAUCAGAAUAACUUCACUGAGUAGGAAGUUCAUAUUUGCUUUAAAUUAAAAUUAUUUAUAUUCAUUCCAA
Callorhinchus milii (elephant shark) is the source of this 1752-nucleotide messenger RNA. RefSeq names its product clusterin associated protein 1 (gene ift38). The transcript is spliced from 12 exons. NCBI's taxonomy places the organism in Eukaryota, Metazoa, Chordata, Chondrichthyes, Chimaeriformes, Callorhinchidae. Gene Ontology annotation, cellular component: centrosome; cilium; intraciliary transport particle B. Gene Ontology annotation, biological process: cilium assembly. The coding region runs from base 117 to 1364 and encodes 415 amino acids. The record is from RefSeq and is a predicted model, not a curated record.